AUGUUCAAACCAACAGUCGCUCGCAAUUCCUUCAAGGCUCUAAACACAGCUCGUCCCGCUGCGUUUGCAGCUUCACGGCCAGCUGCAGCCUUCACUCGGCCCCUGUCUUAUACUCCCGCUCUCCACAAGAAAAGCAAUGACCCCUCAAAGGACCCUAUUGAAGCUGCUACGACUAGAGCUCCGGAGGGUGCAUCUGGAGAGCAUGAGGGUCAGUUUGCUCGUACCGAUGAGAGUGUUCAUAUCGAAUACCCUCCCGACAGCGAGAUGCCCGCCCAGCCCGUUGUUCAGGGCCGUGGUGGUAAGCACUUUAAGCGUACCCUAGCUCAAUUCUCGCUGGAGAAAAAGGUUAGCAUGGUUACUGGUGGUGCUCGUGGCUUGGGGCUUGUUAUGGGACAGGGUCUUGUUGCUUCGGGCUCUGAUUUAGCUAUUGUUGAUCUUAACAGGGACGAAGCUGUGACAGCUGCCCAGUCGCUUAUUGAUCAAUUCAGAAAGGAGAACCCGGGUAUCGAGGACACCGACAUGCCCACAGUCACAGCCCACUACGCCGACGUCGCAAACCCAGACUCAGUAAACGCCGCCCUAACCGAAGUGCUAGAAAAGCACGGCCAAAUCGACAACCUAGUCACCUCAGCCGGCUUCACCGAGAACUUCGACGCUAUCAACUACCCCUUCGAUCGUAUGCAGAAGCUAUGGGGCGUCAACGUGGAUGGAACCUACCUCUUUGCCAUCGGCGUCGCCAAACACCUCAUGGAACGCAAGGCCCCUGGUAGCAUCGUCAUGAUCGGCUCCAUGUCCGGUGCCAUCGUCAAUGUCCCUCAACCCCAGGCUCCGUAUAACGCAGCUAAGGCCGCUGUGCGCCAUCUAGCUGCUUCGCUUGCUGUGGAGUGGGCUGGCCAUGAUAUUCGUGUUAACUGUAUUAGUCCUGGCUACAUGCUGACUGCUCUUACCCGCAAAAUUCUCGACGAGAACCCCCAACUCCGCGAUAAGUGGACUUCUCUUAUCCCAGCUGGAAAGAUGGGUACACCUGAGGAUUUGAUGGGCGCCGUGACUUUCCUGCUUAGCGAUGCGUCUAAGUACAUUACUGGUGCGGAGCUCCGCGUUGAUGGCGGGUACACUGUGACCUAA
This is a messenger RNA of Penicillium canescens, 1125 nucleotides long. RefSeq lists its product as uncharacterized. Gene Ontology annotation, molecular function: oxidoreductase activity, acting on NAD(P)H, oxygen as acceptor. Gene Ontology annotation, cellular component: intracellular anatomical structure. Bases 1 to 1125 code for a protein of 374 amino acids. The transcript is spliced from 4 exons. The record is from RefSeq and is a predicted model, not a curated record. NCBI's taxonomy places the organism in Eukaryota, Fungi, Ascomycota, Eurotiomycetes, Eurotiales, Aspergillaceae.